Messenger RNA from Prunus persica (peach), 2710 nucleotides. RefSeq names its product two-component response regulator-like APRR9. The record is from RefSeq and is a predicted model, not a curated record. NCBI's taxonomy places the organism in Eukaryota, Viridiplantae, Streptophyta, Magnoliopsida, Rosales, Rosaceae. The transcript has 8 exons. Gene Ontology annotation, biological process: cytokinin-activated signaling pathway; phosphorelay signal transduction system. Gene Ontology annotation, molecular function: protein binding. Bases 310 to 2319 code for a protein of 669 amino acids.
GCAUAGCAAAGCAAAAGAUAUUUACUCAGGUUUUUCGCGGCUGUGAGCAAAAGCUCCUUCCUCUCACAAUAUUAAUCCGAAGCUUCUCUGGCGAAUUUCAAGGAAGAUUUUUAGAUUUUUUUUUUUUUUUUUUUAAGCUACCGUCUUCUUCUUCUUCUUCAGCUGAAGAGGAUGAGGUAAAGUUUGAAUCUUUUUGUUCUCUGCAACUUGAAAGUGUUAAACCCUAUUUCACUUUGACUUUUGCUUUCUAGCUUAGCUCUGUGAAAUUGUGAGGAUUUAGCCGUGUGCUUUUGGCUUUUGGUAGAGUUCAUGAAAAUGGGUGAAGUUGUGGUUAGUGAGGAUAUGGAGACUGUGAAGAACGAGAAGAACAUGGAGGAAGAAGAGAGUGGUGGUGGUGGUGGUGGUGGUAGUGGCUCUGCAGAGGUGGUGAGCUGGGGGAGCUAUCUGCCGAAAAUGGUGCUCAGGGUUCUUCUGGUUGAAGCCGAUGAUUCGACGCGUCAGAUCAUAUCUGCGCUACUUCGAAAAUGCAAUUACAGAGUUGUUGCUGUUGGUGAUGGAUUAAAGGCAUGGGAGGUCAUAAAGGGGAAACAUCAUAAGAUAGAUCUUAUAUUAACUGAAGCAGAGCUACCGUCAAUAUCCGGAUUUGCGCUCCUUACUUUAAUCAUGGAGCAUGACAUGUGCAAGAACAUCCCUGUGAUAAUGAUGUCCUCUCAGGAUGCUAUUAGCACGGUUUUGAAAUGCAUGCUAAAAGGUGCAGCUGACUAUCUCAUUAAGCCUGUCAGGAGGAAUGAGUUGAGGAACCUUUGGCAGCAUGUUUGGAGAAGGCAAACUAUUGGUGCACAAGCUCCUCAAAACUCAACUGUUCCACAGCAUAAAGCUGAAGCCACUUCUGAGAAUAAUGGAGCAAGUAAACAUUCAAAUGAUUAUGCAGUUUCUAUGCGAGGAAAUACGGAAUGCAGUGAGAAAGGAAGUGAAGCCCAAGAUAUUUCACAACUAAAGUAUGGGAGUGCUUCUAAUUUGAGCAAUACAGAUAUGGAAAGGCUUGAAGAGUGCGCUAGGCUAGCGAAGGAAUCUGUUAUGCAUGAGAGUGAAGCAAAAGAGAAGUCGGGUACAUUUGGAUCAGAUGAAGCACCUUUGAAUGGUCAUACCUCAACUGCUAUAAGACUGAGAGAGGACCAUGCUUCUGCUAUAAAAAUGGUUGAAGGUGAAGGUAUCCUACCAGAAAGUUACAAAGGAAAUGCUAACAUCUCUAGUGAAACUCACAGCUGCUCUUAUGAACUGGAUGAACCAUCCAGUGGAGCUAUUGACUUCAUUGGCACCUUUGACAAUCCACCCAAGUGCACUGUUGGACACCCUAAGAGUAGAGAGGAUGGUACAAAGCACAUGGGAUGUGCUCCACAAUUGGAACUUUCUUUGAGAAGUGGUCUGGGUAGUUCAAACAAGCAAGCGAGUGACGAAAGGCCUUUGCUGAACCAUUCUGAUGCUUCUGCCUUUUCAUGGUAUAAUAAUAGCAAGACAGUGCAAUCCCUUUUCCCAACAUUUCCCAGUACUAAAUCAGAGGUUGCAAGUAAAUCCCAUGAUAGCCAAGAAAUGUCUACCUUGGUAUCUUGUCAAACUGCCCAAGCUGAUAUAUCUUUUCCAGGUCCUCAACUUGGGAUGAUUGGGGUAAGGUCUGAUAAUAUUUGUGCUGGAUACGAUCAUUCUUUCCCAUCCUUGUUUGUUAGACAAUCAGAUUUAACCCCGACAUGGAGUACCAAAUCAGUUUGCCAUGGAGCACAGUCCUUCCCUGUGAAUACUUCAAAUCAUUCAAAUCCCGAAAUUCAGCACUCAGAACAAGAAUGUCACCUGUCUGAUAAAACUACCUAUAAAUCUUUUGACCAAACCGUGCAUAAACAGAACAAACUGGAGCGCAUGGAGGAAUCUAGACCUGGCUCUCCUGCUACUGGGCAGAGUGCUUGUAGUAGUUUGGGCAAUGCAGUUGGCAAUAAUAUUGGUAGCGGCGCAUAUGGAAGCAAUUGUACUAGCAAUGAUGGAGAUGCCUUGGCUGUGGCUAGUGAGAUUACCGUGGCUUCUGAGAGCUUGAAUGGCAGUGGUCACUAUGUUCAUGAGGGACUUGGAGGAGCUGAUUCUCUUCGUUCCAGCCAAAGGGAAGCAGCUCUGACUAAGUUCCGACUGAAGCGGAAAGAUCGAUGCUUUGAGAAGAAGGUCCGAUACCAAAGCCGGAAACUACUGGCAGAGCAGCGGCCCAGGGUGAAAGGUCAGUUUGUGCAUCGGGCGCAGACUGAUUCUCCAACUGCAGAUGCUGCUGUUGAGUUAUAACACUGAGUUCUGGCGCCUUCCACUGAACAUGGGUUUAGUUUAAAGCGAAGAAUCUUUGGUUUGUGUGGUGCAGGAUUCCUUCUAUAUUCUUGAAGCUUUUGUAAAGAAGCACAGAAUGAUGCAGUGAAUGCUGAAGACUACAAUUUGCAGGUUUCUUUGGCAUCAUUGCCAUUGGGUUUUUGUUUUAGUUUGGGAUUAGAAAAGAGGUAGUGCUGUAAUUAGGUAUCGGUUUUAUCUCUACAUAGUAUGCUUCGUAAUGCAUGCACCUCAUAUAAGUGAUUGUAGUUAGAGAGGUUUAAUGCUCUAUAAUAUAUAUAUAUAUAUAUAUAUUUUUUUUUUUUUGGUCGAAUGGUAUAAUAAUUUGCAUCAAAAUGUUGUUUUGCCUGUUGGA